GCUGGCUCUGCCUAGAGCUGAUAAACAUGCAACAGGGUCUGCUCCUUGCUCUCAUCUUUACCUUGGAUGCUGCUGAGCCCAAGCGUUGCUGUUCAGUGGAUUAACCAGGAUUUUGCUUAGAGAUCACAAACGCUGAUCACAGGAGCAAUGUGCGGCUGCAGAGCCAGCAUCCCCAGCACCAAGCAUUACUCUGUCAACCCUGCGCCCACCACGAAGAGCCCUCCAGCUGCAGCAGGCAUGCCCAAGCGCAUACCCAUAACCAAGCAGCUGGCAUCAAUAAAAGCUCUAGAAAAAGGCUCAGACCUUGAAAAAGCUUUUGCUACUGCUGCACUGGUGUAUAACAACUCUGCUGACCCUGAGGGCAAACUCAGCAAAGCCGAAACCAAGAGCCUGCUGCAAACCCAGUUUUCAAGAUUCAUACAGGGCCAGGAAAACAAGCCAAAGUACCAGGAAAUUAUUUCUGCCCUGGAUGAGGAGCCAGAGAAGAAAAUUGAUUUUGAAGAUUUCAUGAUCUCUCUGGUCAGCCUCGCUCUGCUGUCUGACCUGCUGCAGGAGAUCAAAAACGUGAAAUCCACGAAAUGAUGAGUGCUUUGUAAGAAAAGCAGAGGUGAAAUGCGCACAGAGAUAACGCUGAGUGCUGCAUCCCUUCUGCUCUUGCCUUUGAAAUGGAAUAAAGCCUUGC
Lagopus muta (rock ptarmigan) is the source of this 682-nucleotide messenger RNA. RefSeq names its product sentan, cilia apical structure protein (gene SNTN). The record is from RefSeq and is a predicted model, not a curated record. Lineage: Eukaryota; Metazoa; Chordata; Aves; Galliformes; Phasianidae. The transcript has 5 exons. Gene Ontology annotation, molecular function: transition metal ion binding. The coding region runs from base 148 to 582 and encodes 144 amino acids.